Propithecus coquereli (Coquerel's sifaka) is the source of this 2022-nucleotide messenger RNA. RefSeq names its product zinc finger protein 607 (gene ZNF607). Gene Ontology annotation, molecular function: DNA-binding transcription factor activity, RNA polymerase II-specific; RNA polymerase II cis-regulatory region sequence-specific DNA binding. Gene Ontology annotation, biological process: regulation of DNA-templated transcription. Lineage: Eukaryota; Metazoa; Chordata; Mammalia; Primates; Indriidae. The record is from RefSeq and is a predicted model, not a curated record.
ACCAUGGCUUGUGUAUCCAUAACAUUCAGGGACGUGGCCAUAGACUUCUCUCGUCAGGAGUGGGAAUAUCUCAACCUGGUCCAGAGAACCCUGUACCGGGAGGUGAUGAUGGAAAACUAUGGUAACUUGGUCUCACUGGGACAUUCCUUGUCUAAGCCAGAUAUAAUUACCUUAUUGGAACAAGGAAAAGAGCCCUGGAUGGUUGUGAGGGAAGAAACAAGAAGAGAGUAUACAGGAAUUCAUAAGGGAGAGAAAUUAUAUGACUGUAAAGAAUGUCCAAAGGUCUUUAGUCAUCUUACAGAACUCACAGAACAUCAAAAUAUUCAUAGUGGUGAGCAACUCAAUCACCAUGAAGAGUUCAAGAAGGCGUUUAGCCACCUUAACGACCUUAGAGAACAUGAGAAAAUCCAUACUGGUGAAAAACCUUAUGAAUGUGAAGAAUGUGGGAGGGCCUUUAGUCAUCCUGCAAACCUUGCUCAACAUAGAAAAGUUCAUGUUGAGAAACCCUAUGAAUGCAAAGAGUGUGGGCAAGCUUUUAGGAGUAGCCAUCAACUUACUAUACAUCAUAGAUUUCAUUAUGGUGAGAAGCCAUAUGAAUGUAAGGAAUGUGGAAAGGCAUUUAGUGUAUAUGGACGACUUAGUCGACAUCAGAGUAUUCACACCGGCGAGAAACCCUUUGAAUGUAACAAAUGUGGGAAGUCUUUUAGGCUUAAAUCAGGUCUUGAAGUACAUCAGAGGAUUCAUACAGGUGAGAAGCCCUACGAAUGUAAGGACUGUGGGAAGGCCUUUCGUCAGUUUUCACAUCUCAUAUGUCAUAAAAGAAUUCAUACUGGAGAAAAACCCUACAAAUGUAAGGAAUGUGGGAAGACGUUUAAGUGUAAGUAUCAACUUACCAUACAUCAGAGAAUUUACACUGGCGAGAAACCCCAAGAAUGUAAAGAGUAUGGUGAGGCUUUUAGUAGUAACCAUCAACUUACCACACAUCAUACAUUUGAUAGUGUUGAAAAACCGUAUGAAUGUAAGGAAUGUGGGAAGGUCUUUAGUGUGGCUGGACGACUUACUCGACAUCAGAGUAUUCAUAAUGGUAAGAGACGCUUUGAAUGUAACAAAUGCGGGAAGUCCUUUACGCUCAAUUCAUCCCUUAAAAUCCAUCAGUAUAUUCAUACUGGCGAGAGACCCUAUGAAUGUAAGGAAUGUGGGAAGGCUUUUGGGCAGCGAGCACACCUUGCACGUCAUAAAAGAAUUCAUGUUGGUUUCAAAUCCUUCAAAUGCGAAGAAUGCGGGAAGUCUUUUCCUUGUGCCUCAUAUCUUAUUAGACAUGAGAAAAUUCAUACUGGAGAGAAACCCUAUGUAUGUCAAGAGUGUGGGAAAGCUUUUAUUUAUAGCCAUAAACUUACUAUACAUCGUAGAGUUCACACUGGUGAGAAACCUUAUGAAUGUAAGGAAUGUGGGAAGGCCUUUAGUGUGUCUGGACAACUUACUCAGCAUGAGAGUAUUCAUAGUGGAAAGAAACCCUUUGAAUGCAACAAAUGUGGGAAGUCCUUUAGGCUCAUUUCAAUACUUAGAGUUCAUCAGAACACUCACAGUGAUGAGAAACCCUAUGAAUGUAAGGAAUGUGGGAAGGCCUUUCGUCAUGCCAGAAGCCUCAUAUAUCAUGACCAAAUUCACACUGGUCAGUAGUCCUGUGAACGUAACAAGUGUGGGGAGACCUUUAGUCAUGCCUCAUGUCUUGUUAUUCAUGAGAGGAUUCACAGCCAUGAUAAACCCUAAGAAUCUGGGAGGGCAUUUCUUUGUUCUUGUUAUUUUGUUGGACAUGAGAAAAUUCAUGCUGGUAGAAAUCCUUAUGUGUGUCAAGAGUGUGGGAAAGAUUUUAAUGGCCAUGACCUUAGUAUACAUUAUAGAGUUCAUGCUUGCGAGAAACCCUUUGAAUGUAAGAAAUGCACAAGGUCCCUUAGGCGUUCCAUCCUUGAAAUACAUCAGAAAGUUCAUACUGGAUGGAGACUUUGUGGCAUAUAUACAUGA